CUCAUACUACCUCUCUUCUUCUUCUUCUUCUUCUUCAACGCAAUUUCAUAACUGGAAAUGGAUGUUCAACCCACUGCUCUUCUCAACUGGGCACUUCUCUGCCAAGGAAAGAGCAUGGAUGAGCUGCGGCAGUGGCUGUUAAUGACGACUUUGGAGUUGGAGAAAACAAGGGUGAAAGCUCAAGAGGAGCUGGAAAUGAGAGAGAAUCAGAUUGUUCAGCUCAAAGAUAUGCUGAGCAGAGCGAUGAAGGAGAAGAUUGAUGCAGAGGAGAAGUGUCAUAGGUUACUGUUUGAGAGGCUUCUGUUGCAGCAGCAGCCGCCGCCGGCGGCGGCUCCAAUCUCUGGGGUUUCAAGCGUUGAAGAUGAGCCGAGAAGGGGAGUGGAUUAUCACUCCAAUAAUGGCUUCUCCUCCUCCGAUUCUGACGAGAGCAUCGUCUCCUCGCCGGCGCCGGCGCCCCAAGAUUUGCCGAUUGUGAUAGAUAAGCCCUUGCCGGAAAAGGGGAAGUUUUUGCAGGAAGUGAUGAAAGCAGGGCCGCUUCUUCAGACACUUUUGCUGGCUGGCCCUCUCCCCCAGUGGCGCCACCCUCCUCCCCCCAUGGAAAUGGGAAGUGGGAGCAGAUGA
This is a messenger RNA of Ipomoea nil (Japanese morning glory), 621 nucleotides long. RefSeq lists its product as uncharacterized. NCBI's taxonomy places the organism in Eukaryota, Viridiplantae, Streptophyta, Magnoliopsida, Solanales, Convolvulaceae. The transcript has 2 exons. The coding region runs from base 58 to 621 and encodes 187 amino acids. The record is from RefSeq and is a predicted model, not a curated record.